UUCCUCUAGCUUAGCGCCAUUUUCGGCGUCAUCACGGGACAACAGCAUGCCGCUGUCAAACAGAUAAUAAAAACCAGUGUUCAGCGUCGUGAGAAGCCUUUCACAGUAUUCCUCAGACAUGGGACGGAAGAAGAAGAAGCAGAUGAAGCCAUGGUGCUGGUACUGCAAUCGAGACUUCGAUGAUGAAAAGAUCCUCAUUCAGCACCAGAAGGCGAAGCAUUUUAAAUGCCACAUCUGUCACAAGAAGCUGUACACAGGCCCCGGUUUGGCCAUUCACUGCAUGCAGGUACACAAAGAGACCAUUGACAGUGUUCCAAAUGCAAUUCCUGGAAGAACGGACAUCGAGCUGGAAAUCUAUGGCAUGGAGGGGAUACCGGACAAAGACAUGCAGGAGAGAAGACGGACAUUAGAACAGAAAUCACAAGAGAGUCAAAAGAAGAAAAACAAUCAGGAUGACUCUGAUGACGAUGAUGAUGACGAUGAAGCAGGACCAUCAGCACCGCAGGUUGCAGCAGUUCAACCCCAGGCAAGCUACGCUGCCCCCAUGGCCCAGCCUGGGAUCCCCCCCGUCACUGGCUCUCCUGGGAUGCCACCUGGAGGAUAUCAAGGAAUGCCUCCUAUGAUGCAAGGUGUUCCACCCAUGAUGCACGGCAUGCCUCCUAUGCAUGGAAUGCCACCAGGGAUGAUGCAAAUGGGAGGGAUGAUGCCUCCCAUGAUGCAGGGGAUGCCAGGAAUUCCUCCAGGAAUGCCCCCCCACAUGGCCCCUAGGCCAGGGAUGCCCCACAUGGCCCCAGCCCCUGCAGCUGGGCUCCUAGCCAGUCGACUAGCAGCACCAGCUGCCCAGCCUUCCAUCACCAAACCUCUGUUCCCCAGUGCAGCACAGGCCCAGCAGAGCGCUUCAGGAGCCGUAGUUUCAAACGCCCUCAGUUCAGCCGCCUCCUCCGACCCUCCCAAAGCAACAUUCCCUGCCUACACCCAGCCCUCUGUCUCCUCUUCUUCUUCCUCUAACCCCUCUAGCAGCACUGUGGCCAAACCCCCCGCCACAGUGGCCAGUAAGCCUGCCACCCUCACCACCACGAGUGCAACUAGUAAGUUGAUCCACCCUGAUGAGGAUAUCUCACUGGAGGAGAUGAAGUCCACGUUGCCCCGUUACCAGCGUCUCUUACCCAGGCAGGGUCAGGCCCAUGCGGCUGCUCCCUCAGUGGCAGCUGUGGGCAGCAUAAUGCCCCAACAGCAAGGGAUGCCACCACAGCAGCCAGGCAUGAGGCAUCCCAUGCAUGGUCAGUAUGGUGCUCCUCCUCAGGGCAUGCCAAGCUACAUGCCAGGAGGGAUGCCUCCUUAUGGGCAGGGUCCUCCUAUGGUGCCCCCUUACCAGGGAGGCCCUCCCAUGGGCAUGAGGCCGCCCGUCAUGUCUCCUGCUGGACGCUACUGAAGCAGCAACGCAGCCACCACAUUAGGUUUGAGGUUAACACCUUUCUCUCAUCCUUUUUCAAACCUAGCUGCGGGCAAAGAACAGUAAGACCAGUGGUGGUGAAGACAAACCUUAUUUGUUAGAACACAUGGACAUUUAAUGUAACAUCUAUAUUGGAAAACAGAAAGACACCACACAGGUUCCUGACAGUUAUUUUGUGCUCAUUUGAUUACAUGUGUGGAUUAUCCAUAUUUUCCCCCAUAGGUUUCACUCAGGUUUAUAGAAGUGAAGUGUGGUAAAAUUACUCAUAUUUCUUUUGAAGCUGCUGGAGUUACAUGAACGUACCAACCCCUUACGAAGGCAAGUUUCUCUUGUAAACCGUUGAUUCAUUUUGUUGUUUAUUUCUUUGGUAGAGUGAUUGUGACCCUCACAGCACGUGUAGGUGCUGUUGGACUUGCGUCCCCAACCUUGGUUGGUGAGGGUCUCAAUAAUCGUGAUAUUCCAACUGAGUUAGGGUUACAAAUCCAUGACUCGUCAGUCUCUAGCUUUAUUCUUAUUUCAGAUUUGUUUUUAAUAUUUCCUGGUUGAAAGGGUACCUGUAUGCAUUCUUUGUAAUGUUUUAUGAAUCUGUUGUAAUAAAAUCCAUCUUGAAAUCCAA
Molecule: messenger RNA, 2069 nt
Organism: Limanda limanda (common dab)
Lineage: Eukaryota; Metazoa; Chordata; Actinopteri; Pleuronectiformes; Pleuronectidae
Gene: znf207b
Product: zinc finger protein 207, b
Exons: 10
Coding region: 119-1432 (437 amino acids)
Cellular component (GO): nucleus
Source: RefSeq, a predicted model, not a curated record